Molecule: messenger RNA, 1174 nt
Organism: Priapulus caudatus
Lineage: Eukaryota; Metazoa; Priapulida; Priapulimorpha; Priapulimorphida; Priapulidae
Product: protein glass-like
Exons: 3
Coding region: 1-1125 (374 amino acids)
Cellular component (GO): nucleus
Source: RefSeq, a predicted model, not a curated record
AUGGAAGCCAUGUCUAGCGGGCGGGAUGAGGAUAGCAGUGCGACCAUGAGCAUCAACAUCAAGAUGGAAAAUUGCUACGUGCCAAAUAAUAUCAACUACGGCACGGACCUGUGGCGUUCGUCCGUGCAUCAUCCUCAGCUAAAGAGUCUGAAUGUCGGCGGCAGUUAUUACCAGCAUCCGAGUCAGACAAGUGUCGAUCUUGGCUUCAAUGGAUUUCAACUAUCGCCGCUCGAAAUCGAGGCAUCUUCGCUGGGAAAUUUAUAUUCACUGUCGACACCUGGAUUCAAGUACGUGAAUGCCAACAACUCUCUGUUUCCGUCGAUGAGCGUCAACGUAUCCAUGUCGAUGUCAAUGGGAUACGGUCACCAUGCCAACCAGCAGUGGUCAGCAACGCCUGGCGGCCACCACCAGCACGACCAGUACCACGACCCGAACAUCUACCAGUACCGCGCCAUCAACCACGUCCCCGAGCCGGAGUCGCACGGGGGAUCGCAGCACGUUCCGGCAGCCGACAUGCUCGGCGCCGAGGUGCUGUAUAACAGACCGCAGAACUACCACGGCGCAUCGCGCUCGUUUGUCUCGCACUACAUGCUGAAGAAGGCGCGCGGCCUCUACCGGCAGAACGUCGGCGGCGUGCAGGAGAAGUCGUCAUCGUCAUCGUCAUCGUCGUCGUCGGCGGCGGCGAAGAUGAGCGGUGCCGAGAAGCCGAAUUUAUGUCGCAUCUGCGGCAAGAUGUACGCGCGUCCGAGCACGCUGAAGACGCACAUGCGCACGCACUCCGGCGAGAAACCGUACCGCUGCACCGACUGCAACAAGAGCUUCUCACAGGCGGCCAACCUGACGGCGCACAUACGCACGCACUCGGGCGAAAAGCCGUUCCACUGUCCGAUCUGCGAUCGCCAGUUCUCGCAGAGCUCCUCGGUGACGACGCACAUGCGCAUUCACUCCGGCGAGCGGCCCUACCGCUGCCGACUCUGCUCGAAGUCGUUCUCCGAUAGCUCAACGCUGACGAAGCAUCUUCGCAUACACAGCGGAGAGAAACCCUACCAGUGCAAGCUGUGUCUGUUGAAGUUCUCGCAGAGUGGAAACCUUAAGCGACACCUGCGCGUACACUCGAGCGGCUAACGAGGGGGAAAUGAGUGCCGCCUCUCCUCCGCGACGAGUAUAUAUCUUA